Paramacrobiotus metropolitanus is the source of this 1744-nucleotide messenger RNA. RefSeq lists its product as uncharacterized. Bases 324 to 1553 code for a protein of 409 amino acids. The record is from RefSeq and is a predicted model, not a curated record. NCBI's taxonomy places the organism in Eukaryota, Metazoa, Tardigrada, Eutardigrada, Parachela, Macrobiotidae. The transcript is spliced from 6 exons.
UCAAUUUGGACGUUGCUUGUUUCCCGAUUCUUUCGUAAUUAUUAUCCUUUCUUUAUCUUUCUGUGCACCACGAAUAAAUCAGUAGCCAUCACCUGCUAAUCACACCUGGUUAUGAACAGUAAUGAUGUAAAUUGUAACCUGAAUUCUGAAUCGUUCGAGAAACUGUCUGGCUGUUUUUCCACCAAUCCAGGGUUUUCUUCCGCUCCGAUUCUGCGGAUUUUUAUUGACAUUCCUUGAUUAUCCAGCGCUGAUUCUCCGCGCCAUCUGCCUAGCCAUUCAGUUGAUCGCAUCUGUCUGAUUGUAAUCCGCGAUUGAUUUCCACGAUGGAGGACCCCAACGAAGCGCCCCCCAACUUCCUCCCGCACUCCCACUUCACCCCCUUUAUGCCUCCCGCCCAGAUUUACCCGGACCCCAACAUAUACUACCAUGCCCCCUACCCCCCGCCCGCCCCCCUGGGCAGUUGGAUGGCGGCGCCCCUGUCCAUGCAGCAGCAGUACGGCAGCGCCCCUGACAAUGGAGGGGCGCCCCUGAGUCCCGCCCCCGGGGAUGCGGAGAUGGCGGGGGGUGAGGGGGAGCCGGUGGCCGCCGACGAGGGGGAGCCGGGGGUCGGGCUGGAGGAGAAGCCCCUGGGGGAUCUUGCCUGUCAGCGUUUUCGGCGGGUAAAGCGCCGCCCGGAGGAGGUGGCGCAGCGGCAGAAGCAGAAGGCGCAGUCCAAGUUGGUGCGGCGCGGCCGCGGGAAUGCGGCGCGCUGGGGGGAUGGGGCGCCGGCGGUGGCGGCGGCGGCGGAGGAGGGCGAGGGGAUGUCGGUGGCGAACUCGGAAGCGGGCACUGCCAAUGCCGAAUUGGAAGCGGAGAUGGGCGAGGUGGUGGAUAAUCCGCCGGGGAACACGGUCGGGGAAGAGGAAGAGGAAGAGCCGCUGGAUGCCGAGGCGGAGGCCGAAGCGGACGAGUUCUACAGUCAGCUGAUCGAUCUGCCGGAGGAGGACGACACCGACGACGUCCCGGUCAAGGCCGACGCGCCCGGGAAGAAGAUGCUGCUGCGCCGCGGGAAUCUGCGCUGGAGUGAGGACGAAUGCGCGCUGUUGCGGCAGUGCGCGGCGCUGUACGAGACCAACUACUGCAUGAUCCAGACGGUGCUGACGCACCGCUCCAUCGCCGAGAUCAAGAAGCAGUUGGACCGGCAGCGCCACACCUACCCCAAUCUCUUCGCGCACUUCGCCAUGACGCCGCGCUUCCACACCGUCAACGAGUACUACCGCCACAAGGCGGCGCUGCAGCAGGACAAGCAGCGCUUCGAACGCGACAUGGCCGGACGCGGCGUCCGCCCCUGGGCGGACAUGCUCGGGCUGACCGAGUGCAGCCGGAAGUCCAGGAUAAAGAUGGUGGAAGUCACCAUCCCUUUGGGACAUGCACAUUCAAAUGGUCACACCUUUCAGCUGCGUGGACGUAUGAUAUCGAAAAAAUCAGGCCAUGGUGACGCGCCAGUGCAGCCGCCCGCGGAGGAAGCGCCGAAAAUGGCAAAGCGCGGGCGCAAGCGCAAGACGGCGACUUAAAUGGAGAAUUAUUCUGUUUAAUGUUUGAUCGGAGGAAUUUCGUGAUGAAUUAUAGAAGCUCGGUUGCUCGGAUUUUCGCUGACAGAAUGAUCUGGAAAUUAUUAUGCCUUUUUUUGCUAUGAAAAUGUUUCUGUUAAGGAGGUUUUUUUGUUAGUGCUGUGUUGGAAACUGAAUAAAUUUCUUGAUGAUUG